Fonsecaea erecta is the source of this 3864-nucleotide messenger RNA. RefSeq lists its product as hypothetical. The record is from RefSeq and is a predicted model, not a curated record. Lineage: Eukaryota; Fungi; Ascomycota; Eurotiomycetes; Chaetothyriales; Herpotrichiellaceae. The coding region runs from base 1 to 3864 and encodes 1287 amino acids. Gene Ontology annotation, molecular function: catalytic activity. Gene Ontology annotation, biological process: cell motility. The transcript has 3 exons.
AUGUCCUACCACCAGCGUCCGGAAGACGACGGACUGGCAUAUGGAGAUGACUAUUCGCAAUCCCGUGGAAGCGGUGCACAAGACGGCACGGAUCGAUCGUUGCUUGGAGACACAUUCAAGAAGUUCAGAUCUGAGCUGGACAAGUACAAGUCUAGUUCUUCCUCCUCCCCAAAUUAUGGCUACUCCGGUUCCGGCUCCGGCUCCAAUCAGCAGUAUUAUGGCCAGCAAGGUCCCAGUACUGGAUAUCCCCAGAUAGGCCAGUCUGCCUACCCGGGAGGCCCGCCUACUCAGCAACCCGGAGGGCGACCUGAUCUCGCGUCCAAGCUCUUUGGUGGAUUGCAGAACACUCUUCAGAACAUCGGCUCGGACGUCACAAACUUGCUGGGGCCAGGAAACCGACCUUCUUCGCAAUAUGGACCACCGGCUCCAGGACAGAGUACUUAUGCAGGCUAUACGAAUGUGCCAGUUCCGCAAAGCAUCCCCUCGGGUCCAAACCGGUAUGACAGCUUCGCUUCAGAGAAACCAGGCAACGACGUCAAGUGGUAUGUCGACGGGUGUGGCUACUUCUGGGCAGUCAGUCAAGCGCUCGAAGGAGCAAAGCACUCGAUCUGGAUAUUGGAUUGGUGGCUGUCGCCUGAACUGUAUCUCCGCCGGCCACCCUCUCAGAACGAGCAAUGGAGACUCGAUCGGACAUUGCAACGGGCAGCACAACGCGGCGUCAAAGUCAAAGUGAUUGUCUACAAAGAAGUCACGCAAGCUUUGACUCUUUCUUCCGCACAUACGAAACACGAACUCGAGAAGCUACAUCCCAACAUUGCGGUGUUUCGUCACCCGGACCAUCUACCAGAUGCUCAGACGGCUCAGUCGUCCCUCAUAUCUUCUUUCCAAGCUCUGAAGCUUGAUGCCGCAGGACUUUCGAAGCUUGGUGGGGACACCCUCAAAGGAAUAUACGGCGUGACGGACGAUGUCAUCCUGUACUGGGCUCACCAUGAGAAGCUAUGCUUGAUUGACGACAAGAUUGCCUUCAUGGGCGGCUUGGAUCUCUGUUUUGGUAGAUGGGAUACAAACCAGCAUUCAAUCGCUGAUGCACAUCCCUCGAACAUCAACGAUAUCGUCUUUCCGGGUCAGGAUUACAACAACGCUAGAGUCAUGGAUUUUAGCGAUGUUGCUCAACCAUUCCAGAACAAACUCGACAGGACCAAGAACUCGAGGAUGGGCUGGUCGGAUAUCGGCAUUUGCUUGCAAGGAGCUUGUGUAUUGGACCUUCGUCACCACUUCGUUGACAGAUGGAACUUCAUUUAUGACGAGAAAUACAAUGUCCGCAAAGACCAACGGUACUACAGGCUUCUUGACGAUUUCCCUCACCCUCCAGCUGGCCCAGGUCAGCGACCUCAACCACGGCCACAGUCUCAAGGGCACCUCCAACCUCCUGCUCCCGCCGGCGGAUAUGCACCACCCCCAGGCAGUCAACCGUACUCAGAACCGGCGUGGCAUACAACCAGCCGGCCGCACACGCCGAACGCGGGUCAAUAUCAGAGCCAGGCAGGAACUGAUGCCGGUGGAUAUGGGGCAACAACUCCUUCUGCACCAGGCGUUCAAACCCUCUCGCAACAUCCUGACGCACAGUAUGGACAGACCACGGCCUCUUUUGGCCCAGGAGCCCAAACACAAGCUCCGUCUCAGACUUCUGCGAGUGCCUAUGGCCAGUUUCCUCCCCCUCCACCACAGGCUCCCGUACAGACCUCUGCCGGUGCCUACGGCCAACCUGCCCCUCUGAUGCACCCACCCCAUCCGUCUUCAUCCGACGCUUAUAGUCAAGUGUACAGCCCGCCGCCACACGCAACUCCUCCACCUGCUAUGAGUACUUACGGUCAAGUCUCCAGCCCUCCACCACCGGCAGCCGCAGUUCAACAGCCAGUGAGCACGGGAGGCAGUUAUCAACAGCCUCCGGCCCAGUCCAUUCCGCCGAACUUCCCACCUCCGCCUCCUGGACCUCCCCCCCAACCGUCACCGGGCCCAACACAUGUUUAUCCAGGAUAUCCGCCACCGCCCAGCGCAAAUGCUCCUUAUGCACCGUAUCAUCAAGAAGUCUCAGAGCUUUCAUCUCAGCAAUCACCUCCCCAGUCGUACCAGCAUCAGCCCUAUCAAGCUUAUCAACCGGCCGAUGCAGGGCAAGCUCGUGGUUUUGACGAAUACGACCAAGACGCUAGCAGGGGAUUUGAUGAUUAUGGACAAGGUAGCGAGUCUGAAAGAGGCCUUCGGGGGCGAUUUGACCAGUACAAAACCGAGGGGAAACUUCUGGGUCAACAAUUCUCGUCGAUCGGCAAUGCUGUCUCAAGCGGGCUUGGGGACAAAGCGCACCAGCUUCAAGGCAAAUACUUUGGUGGCACUGACUCCUACGGGCGCCCGUAUGGUCAGCCACGGCCGGUCAUGACGUGUCAGCUUCUUCGGAGCUGUACAACAUGGAGCAAUGGAACUCCCCUCGAGCAUUCUAUUCAGAAUGCAUACAUCGAUGUGAUUCGUAACAGUCAGCAUUUUGUCUACAUCGAGAAUCAAUUCUUCAUUACCGCCACAGGCGACCAACAGAAACCUGUCAAAAACCUGAUCGGUCAAGCCAUAGUUGAACGGAUCCUCCGAGCAGCCCGGAACAAUGAGAAAUACAAAAUGAUUGUCGUCAUCCCCGCAGUACCAGCAUUUGCAGGCGAUCUUCGGGACGAUUCUUCACUGGCCACCCGAGCCAUCAUGGAGUUUCAGUACAACAGCAUCAACCGUGGUGGACACAGCAUCAUGGAAAAAAUAGCGCAAGCCGGCUUCAAUCCUAUGGAUUAUAUUCGAUUCUAUAACCUCCGGAACUACGAUCGAAUCAAUUGCAGCAAUACCAUGCAACAAGUCGAGCAGCACAGCGGAGUGAGAUACGAAGAUGCCCGGAAACAGCACGAUGACGCUGUGGGAGCCGGCUAUGGGCAGUACGGCGAGAAGACAGGGACCACUCAACUGUCUCAGGCCCCUCAGUACCAGCAGUAUCAGACCACCGCACAGCAAACGACAACCCCUGGAAGUGGUCGGUGGGACAGUGUGGCGGAAUGUUACAUGCUCGGCGGCCAGGACAUACGCACCGUCCCCUGGGACGGCGCUCCUGAAGCCGAGCUCGAUGCAUUCGUUAGCGAGGAGCUGUACAUUCAUUCAAAGUGUCUCAUCGCGGACGAUCGAAUUGUCAUCGUCGGGUCUGCCAACCUGAACGACCGAAGCCAAGUAGGAUCACACGACAGUGAAAUCGCUCUGCUGAUCAACGACUCGACGCCCGUACAGUCGUACAUGAAUGGCCAACCGUAUCAGGCAAACGGUUUCGCAGCCUCUCUGCGCAGACAGCUGGUCCGAAAACAUCUCGGAUUGGUCCGACCUCAACAUUUCUUUAGACCUGAUCCCAAUUUCGACCCAGUCGGGGUACCCAAUGUGUAUGACUGGGGCUCACCCGAAGACAAUGUCGUGGCAGAUCCUCUGAGCGACACCUUCCAGGCCCUGUGGAACAGUCGAGCACGAACGAACACCGAGGUCUUUAGAAGGGCGUUCCGUGCUGUCCCCGACGACUUUGUGACGACGUGGGGCGAUUACAAGGAGUUUUAUGAGUACUUCUACCGCCACGCUGACAUGGAGGCUCAGGGCAAGCCAAGCAAACUUCCACCCCGGGUCGAGUACGGACAUGUUGUCAGGGCAGAUUUCCCCGGAGGGGUGAGUGAGUUGAAGGAACUUCUGAGUCAAGUGAAGGGUACCCUGGUCGAGAUGCCACUGUGUUUUCUCCAAAACGAAGACAUUGCUAAAGAAGGACUGACUUUGAAUCCGCUGACGGAAGAAGUGUAUACGUGA